AGCCCACCAGACUGGAGUUUCCACGACAGCUGAAAAGCUGUUAAUGCGUGUUUUUUCCCCCCCACCUGUACCGUUGAUCAUUUCUAACUCCUCAGGGGCCUAGUUUUGUACAAUGGGAGACAAGAAGAGUCCCACAAGGCCGAAGCGGCAGUCCAAGCCGUUCACCGACGAUGGGUACUGGGACUGCAGCGUGUGCACGUUUAAGAACAGCGCCGAGGCGUUCAAGUGCUUGAUGUGUGAUGUCAGGAAGGGAACGUCAACCCGAAAGCCACGACCCGUUGCUCAGCUUGUUGCACAGCAAGUAAAUCAACAGUUCGCAUCGCCGACGCAUCCCAAAAAAGAGAAGAAAGAAAAAUCCGAGAAGGACAAAAGUGACAAAGAUCCAACACUGAAAAAGAAAAACCAGAAAAGGAUGAGCAGGCCCAGGUUAAAGAACGUAGACAGGAGCAGUGCCCAGCAUCUGGAGGUCACGGUCGGAGACUUGACUGUAAUUAUCACAGACUUUAAGGAGAAAGUUAAAUCCACAUCUUCCUCAGUGAGCGCUGCCUCAGCAGACCAGCACAGCCAAAGUGGCUCGAGCUCCGACAACACUGAGCGAGGAGUCUCCAGGUGCUCCUCGCCCCGCGGGGAGACUUCGUCGAUUAAUGGAGAGACUCACUAGCCCCCACGCUCCCAGUUGGCGUAACACACUGAUCUGCACUCUCCACAGUCUCAGUCAGAGAAUAAACUUCAACAUGCACAUUUUUCUUCAUAUAAAACCUUAAAUGUCAGUAUGAUAGCAUCCACUUCCAUUUGAGGUUGUACAUUUCUCUGCCUUCCCCAUGUUUUACCCUGUGUGAUCGGUUCCAGGCUCUCCUGCAGCUAUCAUGAUGAACUGAAAAUGGAGCAGUAGCAUUAAAACUCGGAUGUCUGUGUGUAGCCAUGCCACAUUUCUUGGUGCUUCAACAGUGUUGCAUCAGCGUCACAGACUGAUUGUUGCUGCACACAAUAAAUAAUUAGGUCAUGGUGAAAAUGUGAAGAAAUCAUCUCGGAAUAUAUUUUUUUUUUCUCAACAUAAUUUGCACUUGUUGCCAAUCUUGUGUUAGUAACAAUUUUUUUUGCAUUAUUUUCAUGUUUGUGUUAUAACACUGUUGGUUACCUGCCUUUUCCGGCACACAUUUUAUGCCAUUGAAUGCAAUAACUGUUUUACCGUCUAACAUCUAAAUACAAUUUUACUAAGCAAGCUUUGCCCUCAGUUUGUAGACACAAGUCUGAUUUAAUCUAUAGAAUGGUUUAUAUUGUAAGAAAUUGAAUAAAAUGAAUUGUAGAUAUA
This is a messenger RNA of Xiphophorus maculatus (southern platyfish), 1312 nucleotides long. Its product is annotated as YY1 associated factor 2. Gene Ontology annotation, biological process: positive regulation of DNA-templated transcription. The transcript has 4 exons. Bases 113 to 661 code for a protein of 182 amino acids. Gene Ontology annotation, cellular component: nucleus. Gene Ontology annotation, molecular function: transcription coregulator activity; DNA binding. The record is from RefSeq and is a predicted model, not a curated record. NCBI's taxonomy places the organism in Eukaryota, Metazoa, Chordata, Actinopteri, Cyprinodontiformes, Poeciliidae.